Microthlaspi erraticum is the source of this 573-nucleotide messenger RNA. NCBI's taxonomy places the organism in Eukaryota, Viridiplantae, Streptophyta, Magnoliopsida, Brassicales, Brassicaceae. The record is from the annotation of a GenBank genome assembly.
AUGAACGGCGGUGGAAGAGGAGGAGGAGAAGGACCGUGCGGGGCAUGCAAGUUCUUGAGGAGAAAGUGUGUGAAAGGGUGCGUUUUCGCUCCUUAUUUCGACGCAGAGCAAGGGACUGCGAGGUUUGCAGCGGUUCACAAAGUGUUUGGAGCCAGCAACGCCUCCAAGAUGUUGCUGAGAUUGCCUUUGAACAAGCGGCUAGAUGCGGUCGUCACACUCUCUUACGAGGCCAUUGCUAGGCUCCGUGAUCCUGUCUACGGCUCCGUUGGCCAUCUCUUCUCUCUUCAACACCAGGUGAUGAGUCUACAAGCAGAGCUAGCUCAUGUUCAAGCUCGUCUUUCAACGUUUCAGAGUUUUUCUCUACAUUCAGCUCAAGAAAUGCAGCAGCCGCCUUUCGAUCCGACGCAUAACAAUGAAUAUCCGACAGAACCAAGUAACUUGGAUGUUAUGUGGGAAGAAGAACAAUUACCUCAAGCUGGAACUGAAGGUGGAGAAUUUCAAGAACUGGCGGCGAUGCAGUUUGUGUCUAAGUAUUUACCGGCGGUCAAACUUCCGGCUUGCACUUUCGGUUAG